Molecule: messenger RNA, 2280 nt
Organism: Lonchura striata (white-rumped munia)
Lineage: Eukaryota; Metazoa; Chordata; Aves; Passeriformes; Estrildidae
Source: RefSeq, a predicted model, not a curated record
AUGGCCACCAGCGGCACGAGUGACAACGUUCCAGGGCUGCCGGGCACCGGUGGAACGCCGAGCGUCUGUGACAACGGGCUCGGUCCGUUCCUCCCGGCGCGUCCGGCCGCGCUCCGCUCGCUGCUCCGCUGCCGGCGCUGCAGGCGGAGGCGUUUGCCAAAGCCAUUCCCGGUGACCGAGGCUGUGCCUCGUCCCUCGCAUGACCCCGGGGACGGGGGAAGGCUCGGAGACCUCGCCCAGCCUGGGGAUAUCUCUCCCGCACUGCAUCCUCCAGCCGAACCUAUCCCCCCCAGACCACAUGAGGACCCAGAUCAUUGGACUGAGCAGCCCGGUGCCCCAGCCGGAGGUGCCUGGUGUGGGGCAGAGCCCCCGCCCCAGGAGGGCUCCGUGGCCGUGGUGCUGCGUGUGAGGCCCCCCAGCCCCCGGGAGCGAGGUGCACCCACUGUCCUGCACGUCCUGAACCAGCACACGGUGCUGCUCAGCGCCGAGGAGCCGGGCGGCACCGGCGGCACCGGCGGCACCACGCCGCCCGCCCGCUGCCCCGGGCGCCCCCGCAAAAACCUCCAAUUUGAGUUCGACCACGUUUUUGACGAGAAGGCCACGCAGGAGGAGGUGUUCCAGCACACCACGCUCCCUCUGCUGGAAACCCUCCUCGCUGGCUACAACUGCUCCGUGUUUGCCUACGGUGCUUCGGGAGUGGGGAAAACCCACACCAUGAUGGGCUCCAUGACCACUCCUGGCAUCGUGCACCUGGCCACGGUGGAGCUCUACAAGAGGCUCGAGGCCAUGAAGGACAAGAGCUGUGAGGUCCUCGUCUCCUACCAGCAGGUGUACAAAGAACGUGUCUACGACCUGCUGGAGCCCCAGGGCCCGCUGAAUGUCUGGGAGAAACCUGGGAAAGGAGCCGUGGUACAGGGUCUCUCCUUCCACCAGCCCACGACACCAGAGCAGCUCCUGGACAUGUUGGCCAAAGGCAAUAAAAACCGAGCACAGCGUCCCACCAAGGCCAACGCCUCCUCCUCCCGCUCCCACGCCAUCUUCCAGAUCCAGGUGAAGCUUCGUGACCCCACUGGCGGCCCCGCCGGGGGCCCACGCGUGGCCAAGCUGAGCUUCAUCGACCUGGCGGGCUCGGAGCGAGCCUGGGACAGCACGGGCCGCGGAGAGGGGCUGUGGGAGGGCACCAGCAUCAACCGCUCGCUGCUGGCCCUCAAAAGCGUCAUCCGUGCUCUGGCGGGAGCCAAGGGCGGGCAGAGCCAUGUGCCGUUCCGGGACAGCAAACUGACGCUGCUGCUGAAGGACUCGCUGGGCGGCAGCUGCCGCACCGCCGUGAUCGCGGCCGUGAGCGCCGCGGCGCCCGCCGGCCGCGACACCUACAGCACGCUGCGCUUCGCCAGCCGCGCCCGGCGCGCCCCGCCGCCGCUGAGCGGCACCGGGAUGUCUCCCUGCACCUCCAGAGCAGCCUCCCUGCCCAAUCUGCAGUGCCAGGCGAGGACACCAAGUCCCUUUCUGCAGGACCUGCAGGACCAGGAAGAAAACCUCUGCCCUGAUGAAAUUACUGCAAAGACAAAGGAAGUGAAGCUCCUAGGGCUGGAGGAGUCCACAGGAUUGGAGGAGUCCACAGGGCUGGAGGAGUCCACAGGAUUGGAGGAGUCCACAGGGCUGGAGGAGUCCACAGGAUUGGAGGAGUCCACAGGGCUGGAGGUUUCCACAGGGCUGGAGGAGUCCACAGGACUGGAGGAGUCCACAGGGCUGGAGGAGUCCAGAGGGCUGGAGGAGUCCACAGGGCUGGAGGAGUCCACAGGGCUGGAGGUUUCCACAGGGCUGGAGGAGUCCACAGGGCUGGAGGAGUCCACAGGAUUGGAGGAGUCCACAGGGCUGGAGAUUUCCACAGGGCUGGAGGAGUCCACAGGGCUGGAGGAGUCCACAGGCCUGGAGGAGUCCACAGGCCUGGAGGAGUCCACAGGCCUGGAGGAAGCUGCACCUCCCUGUAGCCCCGCAGAGCCCAGCGAGGCUGCCCCAGCCCCAGGAAUGCAGCUGAGCUGUACCGCCGAGGCUGCUGUCACCAUGCCAGAUCCCCCUGUGCCCAGCACCGACCCGGAAUGCUCCCAGGAGCUCUCUCCGUCCUCCAGCCCCGGGCCGAUGUCUCUCGGGCCGGUUAAGAGGAGGCUCGAGUGGAGCAGCGAUUCGCAAUCAGGAAAUUCCCGCGGCUCCCGAGCGCGGAAGAAGCGCCGGCAGUGCCGCGGGAAGGCGGCCGAGGUUAUGGGUGGGUUUAGGAAAUAA